UAUAUUUAUUGCCUUUUAUUGUUAUCGUGUACCAGAAAAAAUACGGCGACUUGUUUCAUGAAGCGACUAAAUAUAAGAAAGCUGCUCGUUCUGAGGGUUGUAUUCAAAUAUUCAUCUUCUCCAAGCAGCACAAGAUGUCUUCAUAUGGGUGAAUAUUUCACUCAUGGACGCUUGAGUGAGAUCGAGCUACAGACACCGGUGCCCUUGGCUGGAAGGAAAUAUUUAGCAAGUUCAACAUCACCCGGCUUUCCGAAAUAUCUUUCAGGACCAAAAGAUGACUUUCCAAUGUUGGUUAAAGCGAAGAAAGGUCAGGAGACUAGUAUGAAACACUGGGCAUUGAGAUCAAGAGAGAUUAUUGAUCAGGCAUAUCAAAGAUACGAGAAAGAUGGUACAGCAGUCGCUUUAUUGUUCCGUGGUCUUCCAAACUGGAGUGGAAAGGAUUUCUCAGAAUGGGUUAACAAUUUGGGUUUUGAACCAUUUUCCUACGUUGGGGGAACAGGUGUGAGAAAUGAAAUUGAACUCAACGUUGACGAGGGAGCCCAGGAGAAAAACACUUUCAAUAUUGAAACUCAUAAUGAAAUGGCUUACUCCAAGAACUUCCCCAAGAUAUUCACAAUAAGUUGUUUCAAGAAACCUCACUGGGGUGGAGAAACUGCAAUCUGCGACAAUAGAGAUUUUUUCCUGAAGUUGGAUCCCAACUUUGUUAAAAAAUGCAAAGAUAAAAAAAUCCGUUACUGGAAUUGUCUUCACAGCGAAGAUAGCGACAAAAAUCUUUACCAAAGUUGGCAGAUGCGUUUUAGAACCAAGGAAAAAGACGAAGUUCACGAGUUUUUAAAAUCUAGGAAAUAUAAUUUUUUCUGGGAAGAAAACACGUUGUUUUUCUGGAUUAAUAUAUCACCGACUGUGAAGCACGCGAAAAGUGGCGAAGAAUUGUGGUUCAAUCAGAUUUCAAUAGGACACUGCACUUAUUUUGUUGACUCUCUACAAUACGAGGGCCUGCCGAAAAUGCCGAACAAAGAGUACCCGACUCACACCACGUACGGUGAUGGAGAGGAAUUUACAUCGCAAGAAAUUGACAAUUACAGACGUUGUAAGUGGGAAAAUGCUGUUGCAUUUGACUGGCAAAACGGCGAUAUUCUUUUUCUUGAUCAGAUGAUUGUUCAGCAUUCCAGAUUAAGUUUUGAGGGGGAAAGGAAAGUUGGUAUAAGCAUGCUGGACUACUAGUAGUGAUUACCUGCUUGGAUAUUACAAUAAUAUAUUAUAAUAAUCUGCUUAGAUAUUUGAUCAGAAUUUAAGUUUAUCAGUAUUGAUUUUCAAAUAGCUCAAACCAAUUGGAAAAAUUAACACCGGAUAUAACUCAUAUUAAGAGAGAUAUUAUUAUAUGUGGUAGGAAACCUUAAGCAAAACUUUCUCGGUUGCAGCAACAGAUAUAUCUAGACACACCUGUACAUAACCAAUAUUUUUGAUCGACAAUAUCUUGCGAAGUAAGAAAGAUAAACAAAUUUUGUAAAAGGCUCUAUAAGAAGUGUAAAUUUUCUUUUCAACAAAACAGAAACAAUUUUUAUUCCCAUAUCCCUUUAUCAUACAUAUACAUAGAAAGUUACAAACAAAGUUAAGUUAUAUAGGAAAUGCAUUUACGAACAACAGUUUGACCUUAAAGAACGACACUGUUUUCCAAGCUCUAGGCCGGUCUACAUCGAAGGUAUUGAUCAUUUUGUUCGAAUAAUAAACAUAUAUAGUUUAGAUUUCAAUACGGAGUCUGAAGAGUUGUAUGCUUGACAACAAACCGUCAUGCAAACGUCGAGGAAUUCGCGAGUUCAUUGCACGAGAAAAAAACAAGUAAUAAUGCUAUCAAUUAUUAAACAAAAGGUCGUUAAGACGUAUAGAGUGGCGCCUUACCAAGCAAUAGCUGAAAA
Dendronephthya gigantea is the source of this 1916-nucleotide messenger RNA. RefSeq names its product dapdiamide synthesis protein DdaC-like. The record is from RefSeq and is a predicted model, not a curated record. Lineage: Eukaryota; Metazoa; Cnidaria; Anthozoa; Malacalcyonacea; Nephtheidae. Gene Ontology annotation, molecular function: oxidoreductase activity. The coding region runs from base 58 to 1224 and encodes 388 amino acids. The transcript has 3 exons.